Saprolegnia diclina VS20 is the source of this 5816-nucleotide messenger RNA. RefSeq lists its product as hypothetical. The record is from RefSeq and is a predicted model, not a curated record. Lineage: Eukaryota; Oomycota; Saprolegniomycetes; Saprolegniales; Saprolegniaceae. Bases 57 to 5339 code for a protein of 1760 amino acids. The transcript has a single exon.
CGAAGCCGAAACGGACACUAGAGACAACCUCCGAAACGACUGCGACUCUUGGACCGAUGUCGCUCGGCAUCUCACCGCGGCAGCUGCUCGAGGCGCUUCUCGGUGUCACGUACGUGGUCCUCUCGGUGCUCAGCGGCAUCAUGUACCUUCGUGUCUUGGCGCAAAGCUCGGCCAACGAUCUGUGGUGGCCACACUACAAUGCGUCAGGCUACGAAGCAUUUCUUGUCGACCUCAUCAACCAGAUGCUACCCGUGGUUUCUUCUGGCACAUGGGACCUCCGCAGCCCUGAUGCGAUGGUACCACAAGCGUAUGCGCGUCUCAGCGCUGCCACGCGCAUCUACCCGCCGUACAUCCACAGUCUCCUCGUCUCGCCCCGGCUCACGUCCCCGACGUUCGUGAUUCCGAAGCUGCGGGCGCUCACGCCGUUCUGGAGCAUGCGCAUCAACGUGCCGUCGUGCUGGGUCGACUUUAACCAGUCGUUCGAAAUGGCCUUGACGAUAGCGCGCCAGCAACGGUGUGCGCAGCGCUAUCGGCACAACGCCGCCGUGUACCUUGAAGCUGUCGUGCGCAAUCAAGUGUGGGCCGACUACAUGGCCAUGUGGGGCACGCCGGGGAGCUACUUUGACGUAGCCGUCCAACAAGGGCUCCGAGCAUCCAUCGCCGGUCAAACCUGGCUAACAAACGUGUCGAUCGCGGCCAAAACGACUUCAGUCGCCGACGAAGUCGACUAUUGGCAAAAGCACAACCUCACGUCGUUUGAGCUGCAGUGGCAAAACCGGUGGCUCACGGGUAUCUCGGACACCCUUCAACUCACUAACGCCUUUGGUUUAACAGAGGCGCUGCCACUCAAAGUGCAGCCGCUUCUCGCUGGCUCGUGGUCGUCGCAGACCAUGAACUGGAUGCCGAUUCAGGUUGCGUACAAUGCGAUGAUCCUCAACCGCAGCAUGGUGCGGGACACCGCACAGUACGUUGGCCUCAACACGUCUCUCUUGCCGACCGUCAAUUUCGAGACGUACCGCGGUCUCGCCGACACCGCCGGCCAGCUCGUCGGUCAAGCCGCCUUGUUUCACGCGACCGUCGGACCGUACUUCAACGUCGAUACGCGUAUAAAACCCAUGGUGCCCGACUUACUCGGCGCGUACAACACCUUUCACUCGGCGCUGUUUGCCCGUCUCGAUGCCUCGCGUCCGCUCUUUGAUGGCUUGCUGACGCUACGGCCGCUACAGCUGGCGCCGCUGCCGGCAUCCUGGCGCAACGCGACGUACUUUGGGGGCGACCCUAUGUGUACGAACGGCGCGCCGACCGGAUUUGUCCAAGCGCCGUUUUCUUUUUACGAUGAUUGCAGCCAUCUCCAUCCGUUUACGGUCGUUGCCGCUCCCACGACUUUGCUCUUUGCACUUUUGGCCGCGAACGCGACACUGGACGAGAUUUGCGGUCUGCAGACGAAUCUCGCCCCCGUGGUCUGCAGUGACGCGCUCAAUGCAUCGAUGCGCUUUCUGUAUGACCUUGCGUUGCCCGUGUCUGUGCGUGCGGCGAUCGAGACGGCGCGACCUGCACUAGACGCCGCACAGAUCAGCCUCAUGCAGUUUGCCCAACGCCCCGGCACCAACUGGACACUACUGACGGCCCCGCUGAGUGCGAGCGAGAGGUCACUUGGCUGGUCGUUUUACGGCUGGUGUCUCUUGCAUGAGUGGGCCAAGGGGACGCGUGAAGUCGUCUCGUUUGAAGGCAACACGGCAACACUUGUUCUCGUGUCGGACGCGUACGACGGCGACCCGUUUGUCACCGGCGACAAGCCGCUCCACGACGCCACGCGCGUGCUCUACUACCUGGUCGUCUACAGCGCCAGCGUGUUGGCGCUCGUCGGACUCUACAGUGUGGGCUACGCGAUUCACUUGCGCUUCCAUCUCCUCGGUCGCAACCUUCGCUUCUUCAACCGCCUCGUGGGCUCCAUCUGGGUCGGUCGGCCAACGCUUUUCUUACGCGGCUUGAGCGCGAUCUUGAUGCUCAGCACGUCACAGCUCUCGCUCACUGCCGUCGGCGGCUACAGUCGGCUUCUCUUUGCACCGCGGCCGCUGUGGCAGACGCUUCUUAUAGCGGGCGAGGCGACCUGGGUCCUCUACGUCGUCACGGACGUGUUGCUCAUUUGUCUUCCGCACCAAGACACCAUUCGCAUCUACGGCCCCCUUAGCAGUCUAUGUGCGUUCACGGUGGUUGUCGUUCAGGAGCUAAUGUCGCCGAUUCAAGCGACGUUGACGCUCGAGCGCGACUGCACAAUGCAAGACUUGGACUACACCAUUAGCUGCAAGGUGGGUACGCUGAUGGUUGGCGAUUUUACGCGCCUCUGUACGCUGCUUGGGGCGCAACUACUCGCGCUCUUUGUGGUCAUGGGCGCGACGUACGGGCUACGGAAGCGCCCGAACCGCGUCACAACGUUCGAGGACGUGAGCUUGCUUCUGUCCGGGCUGCCUGCCGCGCUCUUGACGCCUCUGCGUGCGCAGUCCGACAACUACGACGCGGUCACGUGCGUCCUCUGCGGCAUUGUCCCGUUCACGGUGCACACCCGUCGACGGGUAUUCCACUUGAUCUUGUGGGUCUUUCUUCAAGAUACGAUAGCGCGGAGCCACUGCAACCUCUCGCGGGUGUCGGUGGUCGGCCUCUUGAGCCGCGCGACGGCGCCCCCUUCGAUGCACCACCUCGGACCGCUCUUGCCGCACCGCCUCGGGCUCCUCGAGCGCGGCAAGCACGUCAAGUUGGCGAUCGGCGGCUGUUUUAUGGCUGCGGCCAUCACCGGCUCGAUCUCGUACUUGCAAGUGGCGAAAGCCAAUUUGGCCAACGAUUUCUUCUGGGCUUCGUUUCAAAUGUCGACGAUCCACAGUUUCUUUGGGAGCUGGCUCAAUGAACAACUUGUCUUGCGUGUCGUCGACGGUGCGCUGGACGCGACCGACGGUCGGUUGAAUCUACUUGGUACCCAUAUCGCCACCGUGUCGGCGACAACGACGUAUGGAGCAACCCUUGCCUACGGCGAUCUCAGUGCGAUCGAAGCCUCGAUUGCGGGUCUUCGCGUCUCGGAUGCGUGCAACGCGCCCUGGAUCUUUACGCCGUACUGCUACCUCGACUGGAAGAAGAAAUGGUCAAUGGCCUACUCCAACCAGCGCCAACUGCGGUGUCAGAAGAUGGAGGAAAAUGCUGCCGUGUACCUCGAGUCGGUGCUGCGCAACAUUGACUUCGCAACCUUUGCGUAUUGUUGGGGCAGUGCGUUUGAGACGGCGUUUGGUGUCGACCUGCGACAGUCGUCCGACGGUCAAGACUGGCUGCAUUCAAUGGCUAUGGAGCGACUCCCGCUGCAAGAUGAAACCGCGCUGUGGCGCCAGCACAAUCUAUCAAUAUUUCAAGUGCAGUGGCAAAACUACAAGCGCAUCGGCGUCUUCAACAGCUACUCGAUCGUCAACGCCUUUGGUAUCUCGUAUCCUAUGACGCUCAUGGCCCUCAACGGCAGCUACCGCUGGAGCAGUCAGACCUCGUACAAGAUGUACUGGUCGCUGGCCAACGAUCUCUCUGCGAUUGCGUCCAACACCAGUGGUAUCAGUGGUCUCAGUCUCUUGCGAACGAGUCCUCGGUUCGCCUUUGCCAACACAUCUCUUCAAGCCGUCCUUACGGCAAACUUGACGUUGAUGUCGCCACUGGCCAACGGCCUCGCCCUUGUCGCCGCGAUGCUUGGCCCGUUUGGCGUCACUGACAUGGUGUAUGUGAGCGUACCGGCCCUCGUCAUGGAGCUUGUCCGAGACAUUGUCAACGACGCACGCAAAGCCAUGGCGAUGAGUCUCGAUGCCCAAACACUGUAUGCAUCGAUCGUCCCCAACACCAUGUCAUGCCCGAUUCCAUCCAAAUGGAGCGCGCUCGAGACGCUCGGGAGCAGCCCGCUGUGCCCCGAGUACCUCGCGAGCAAGCCGCUCGCAAAGUGCUUCUCGAACCUCGUGGCCUUCUCGUCGCCGUGUCUUCCCGCCGUGCCAAGCCCGAGUCGUAUCACGGCCACACGAACGCACUACCUCGUGUCGGCGAUCUUGGCGUCCGUGGCGCCAACGACCAACCUCACGGCGGUCUGCGCCGCCGACGCGAGCUUUGUGCCCGAGUGUCGCACAUUUUUGAAUUUGACGCGCGCCUUUCUCACACAGUAUCUGGACCCGACCAAUUACGUCGAUCGAACCCACAUUGUCAAUACUGUGGUGGACGACCUCAACAUCUCGUUCAUGGUUUACACGCGGGCGCCGGCGCUGCAGCUCGUGUCGACGCCGGUUUUCGAGGCGCCGGCGUUUCGGUUCUUUGGGUGGACCUACUUGACCUCGUGGGUGCUCGGUCUGCGCGAAGUGGUGUCGUUCCAAGGCGACGUCGCGACGCUCACGCUUCUCUCGGACGAAAUCCCGCAGCUCACGCAAGGCGUCCUCGACUGGCAGCUCGCAACCAAUGUCGCGCAGUACUUGCAGUCGGGUGUCCUGUACGUCACCUGUAUGAUGCUCAGCGUGUCCGUGAUCGUGUCGCUCUACGUGCUCGUGAUCCGUGGGCACAUUGAGGGACUGAACAUGCUCGAGCUCUCGCGGGUCGCCGGCAUUGUCUGGGUCGGCCGACCGCUCCUCUUUCUUCGGUCGCUCACGGCGCUCUGCGUCCUCUCGACAGCGUCGCUCGAACUCGACACGUCGGGCGUCCUCAGUCGCUUGCGAGCGCCGCCAACCCCGUGGUACACCGUCCUUUUGGCCGCCGGUGAGACGACGUGGUUCGUUGCUGUUGUCAACGACAUUGGACUCAUUCUCACUCGCGAACACGCAGCGCUCUUUGUGACGCCCAACAGCCUUCUCGUAUGGCUGGUCGUGGCUGUGCUCACGGCGCUGCAGCCCAUCACUGCGUCGCUAUCCCUUCAGACAACGUGUCACGUGACCGAGACGGACUACCAAGUGCACUGUCACAGCGCCGAGAUUGCAAUUGGCAGCGUCACCCGGCUCGUGCAGUUGCAUGGCAUCGUGCUCGGCUGCACGUGUGUGAGCUAUAGCCUCGUGCGCUGGCGCAUACGGUCGCUGCCGCCAACCCCAACGACGUCGCUCUUACUCUCGAGUGGCGCCAAGUACCUCUUCUUGCACGGCGGCCGCAUCAUUGAGAACGUGUACUACAUUGACCGCGCCUCGGCGGCGCUCACCGGCGUCCUCACGCUGCGCUACGGCGCGACAGUCUAUGCGCUCGACGUCAAGCUCUGGCGACUCGUCGUGACGCCGGUCCAUGACCGCGUCGUCAAUGGCUGGAUCGGCUCGGAAGCCGAACUCGCUGCCACGUAUGCGCUGAUCGACUGAGUUGCCUUUGGGCAAGGACUGCUGGACGAUCGCCAAAAGCUUGACCAUCAUGCCUAUAUCUUGCGGCGGCCACGACUACUGCGACGUCAACGCAGUGAACCGCUGCGCGUGGCGACAGACUGGUCUUUGGCGACUGGAUCAAAGUUUCGCCGGGUCUAGUCUGGAAUCUGGACUCUGGAGCGAGGUCUGAAUACGUUUAGCGCCGGAAGAUAGGGCAGCCAGCAACAUGCUUCGCGGUCGCUAGCUUCUACGCGAGAGCCAUCGCGCUUGGCGAAGGACUGGUCUCUGGUGAUGAGAUCGAAAUUUGGUUCAAUCAAGUCUGGACUCUGGUUAUCUGGACUCUGGAUCUGGUCGAGUCUGGUGGGAUGGAAUACGACUGGAUUUGAAUCCUGCGUCAACUCAGGCGUGGGAGGUUGCAUCCGGUUACGAUCCGGCGACUCCUUGUGGCGCGAUGCCAUUGGCCAGUGGAUUAAAAAU